Messenger RNA from Parus major (Great Tit), 3784 nucleotides. RefSeq names its product iroquois homeobox 5 (gene IRX5). Gene Ontology annotation, cellular component: nucleus. The record is from RefSeq and is a predicted model, not a curated record. The transcript is spliced from 3 exons. Gene Ontology annotation, molecular function: DNA-binding transcription factor activity, RNA polymerase II-specific; RNA polymerase II cis-regulatory region sequence-specific DNA binding. Lineage: Eukaryota; Metazoa; Chordata; Aves; Passeriformes; Paridae. Gene Ontology annotation, biological process: cell development; neuron differentiation; regulation of transcription by RNA polymerase II. The coding region runs from base 241 to 1662 and encodes 473 amino acids.
AAAGAAAGGAGGGGGGGAGGGAAAGAGGGGAAAGCAAGGGGGGGAGAAAAAGGAGGAAGAGGUGCCCGGCUGCAGGCGAAAGCGGAGCAGCAGCCCCGGCGCAGAGCAAGGUGCCGCCGCUGCCCAGCUGGCGAGGGCGGAGAGGCGCCCGCGAAGCCCCGGCCGCAGCCGCCCCAAGCCGGCAGCGCGGCGGCUUCCUCCCGGCGCCUUGGGCUCCCGGGUAUAUGUGUGCGCCUGGCCAUGUCGUAUCCUCAGGGUUACUUGUACCAGCCGUCAGCGUCCUUGGCUCUCUAUUCCUGCCCGGCGUACAGCACCAGCGUGAUCUCCGGACCCAGGACCGAUGAACUUGGGAGAUCUUCUUCGGGCUCCGCUUUUUCCCCUUAUGCCGGAUCUACCGCCUUUACCGCCCCUUCCCCGGGUUACAACUCCCACCUCCAGUACGGCACCGACCCGGCCGCCGCCGCCGCCGCCGCCUUCACUUCCUACGUGGGCUCGCCCUACGACCACACGCCGGGCAUGGCCGGUUCCCUGGGGUACCACCCGUACGCGGCGCCGCUCGGCUCCUACCCCUACGGGGACCCCGCGUACCGCAAGAACGCGACGCGGGACGCCACGGCCACCCUCAAGGCCUGGCUCAACGAGCAUCGGAAAAAUCCCUACCCCACCAAGGGCGAGAAGAUCAUGCUGGCCAUCAUCACCAAAAUGACCCUCACCCAGGUCUCCACCUGGUUCGCCAACGCGAGGCGGCGGCUCAAGAAGGAGAACAAAAUGACCUGGACCCCACGAAACCGCAGCGAGGACGAGGAGGAAGAAGAGAACAUCGACCUGGAGAAGAAUGACGAGGACGAGCCUCAGAAACUGGAGGACAAGGGGGACCCCGGGACUCCGGACACAGGAGCGGCGGAUCCCAAGGCAGCUCCGGGCUGCGAGCGCCUCCAGGAGUCCCCCGGCCCCCGGGAGGCCGAGAGCGGCCUCAGCGACUCGGAUUGCAAAGAGCUAGCGGAGGAGCGGCUCGACGGGCCGCCCGGCCCUCACAAGGCGCCCGGUGCUUCCCCGCUGGGACCGUGCCCGGCGGGCCGCGGGCCUCCUCCGGCGGGCGGCGAGGAGCCCCCGCCGUACCGCCCGCCCUCCGCCGCCGCCGGGCCGCCUCACGCCGCCGACCUGCACCCGCUGCUGCCCGCCGCCACCGGCGCCUCCGUCAUCCACUCGCCGCAGCAGGCGGCCCUCGCCAAGCCCAAGCUCUGGUCGCUGGCCGAGAUCGCCACCUCGGCGGACAAGGCUAAGGAGGCCGGCGGCGAGGCGGCACCCCCCGGCCCCGCCGUGCUGGGCGGUGGCGGCCCGUCCCGCUCUCCGCCGCGGCCGCGCUCUCCGGCCGCGCAGUGCCCCUUCCCCAACGGAGCGGUCCUGCCCCGGCCGCUCUACUACACGGCGCCCUUCUACCCCGGCUACACGAACUACGGCUCCUUCGGGGCCCUGCACGGGCACCCCGCCGGCGGCCCCGCCGCAGCAGCCCCCGGCGCCCACUUCAAUGGAUUAAAUCAGACUGUCCUCAGCAGAGCCGAGAGCCUGGCUAAAGACACUAAAAUGAUCAGGAGCCAGUCCCAAGUAGACCUUUGCAAAGACUCACCUUACGAACUGAAGAAAGGUAUGUCCAACAUUUAAUAUCGGCUUCUCAUCCCUAACCCCUUCUGGGACUGUGGUUUUGUUCCUUUUCUUUUUCUUUUCUUUUUAUUUUUUAUUUUUCCUUUUUUAAUUUAUUUGAGAGAAAUAAUAAAUUGCUUUGGCAGUUAUUUUUCCAGUACCAAAAGAAAAACAAAACAAACAGAAAAAGACCAGUUCCCCCCUCCCUCCCAGCACCCUCUUCAAAAGUUUAUAAGAGUCUAUUUGAAAUGGCUGGGUGGAAACCACCCAGAAAUGUCUUAAGCAAGUGAAAAGCAAAUGAGUGACACGCUCUCUCUCACACACACAAAGAAGAAAGAUUUGUAUUAAAUCUUAUUCUGUAUAUUUAAUGUAGCUUUUUUGUAUUUAAAUUGAUAAUACAGUAUCUUUGAAGUAAAUUAUGAAAUCAAGACAACUGUACAGGCAUUAAUGUUGUUUUCGUAAUAUAAAUAUAUACAUUUCUGUGUCUUUUUCCGAAUUGUUUCAUAGUUUUAAAAUAUAUAUAUACAAGUUUAAUUUAAUUUUUUAUGCCUAUUGUUUUUUUUUUCCCUUGGGUGUGAGUUAAACUAUAAUGCAAAAACGAGACAAAAAAAGGAAAUAGGUUAUACGUAUUAGAUUAAAAAAAACCCAAACAAACAAACUUGCAGCCGCCUUUGUAAAAUGCAAAUAUUUAAUUAAAAGAGAUUUUUAACAGAAUCAAAACCACUCUCUUUUUGCAACGGGCAGACAUGUGCAUAGCUGCGGAAAAAUAAAAGCACGUCUUAAAUGAGACGCGGGGCUCCACUGAGGACCUCAAUGUAGUACCUGAAGCCUUUUUGGAAGUGGCAGGAAAUUUUUAAGAGGUCGGGGGCUCCGGUGGAGAGAGCCGGCCGCGGGGCCAGGAGAGGAGGCGGCAGCGGGACGGGGCAGGGUGCGGGAGGGACGCUGUUCCCAGAGGUGAAGGCUUAAAUCAGGCCACGCACAAAAGCACUUGUUAGAAACACCAAAUCGAAGCGCAGUCCCAUCUUUUAACCUAAUUACUUCCAAUCAGUGUCGUGUUUUAUGCAAAGCAAUCAGCUGGUGAACUUUGCUAAUGAGUUCGAUUUUCUGCCAGAUUUAGCCCGCGUCGCUGCAGCAGCGGUGCUGCGGCGGCAGCCGGGGCCGCCGACUUCCCGGGCAAAGGCUCUCGGUGCGGCGGGGGCGGCCGCGGCCCCUUUCCCUUCCCCCGCUGCCCACGCCGGCUCUCAGCGCCGCUGCCCCCGGGCUGGGGAGGUCCCGGCGGGGCCCGCGGGCGCGCAGCCCCGCGCAGGGCCGGCCGCGGGCGCGGUGCUCCCGGCGCUGGCAGGUAGGUGUCACACUCGGCCCGGGUUUGGCUCCCGCCGCCCGCUCGGCCGUGCGGGAGUCCCGCGGGGCCGCGCUCCGCUCCGCGCUGAGCCCGCAGAGCCGCGGCUGAUGGUGGGACAGGGGCCGCGCCGCCGGGGCCAUCCCAGGCACCAGACGUCCCUUGGGUGCGGGCACAGAGAGCGCUCCGAGCCCCCUCCGCGCCGUUCUGCCCCUCCACAGCCCGAGGCAGGGGGAAGCGGGUCCCCGAGCGGAUUAGGGGCGCCCCAGAGCAGAACCUCCAACCAAGACUCAGUUCCCGUUCGUGCGGCUGCCCGAGCGGCCCCGGUCCCCUGCAAAGAAAUAAAGGCGAGGACUGUUCCAGCACCCGGCUUUGGGGACGGGUCUCUCCUUGUUCAAUGUGGAUUUUGGAGGUGUCAGCUGUACACUGACAUCGACACUGCUGAUGUGAUGGGAGUAUGACCGGGACCUCUGGGGCUGGUGCCGAGAUACCCCUCCGUUUGCUUGGAGUUUUUUUUCUUUACGAGGCAGAUAAUUAUUCUGUAAUCUCUUCAACUUUGUCAGAGCCAUUUAUUAGCUGUAACAGGUUUAUUCAUGCAUAUCUACAUUUUACGGGAUUUCAAAUAGUAGUUUGUAUUUUGAGUUUUAAAGAUGCAGUUCAUGUUCACUUGCUUAUACGAUUUUUUGUAGAUAAUCUGAUUUAAAAUCAAAAUUGUUUCAACUAAAUGUGCAAAGAAUCAAAUAUUCCUGGGAUGAUAGUAUGUUAUUUUGUAAUUUUAUUAAUGAUAAAUGAUUUUUUAAAAGA